AUGAAUAAGUCUACAUCCAUGAUAUCUGCGCCAAUUCUCUUGGUGGUUCUCUUCUGCAUUUCGUUUCGUGCAGACGGCGCAUGCCAGGGGCGCCAGUCGUAUGUCCUGUCUAUUCAAACGAGCUUCACCCGAAGUACUCUCCCCACCGUUCCUGACAAGGCUCGCAUUCCCCUUGUGAUUGCCGUGGCCCACAGCUCGUCAUUCAAUCUAUUUCUCAAGGGAGAUAAGUUGACGGAUGAAGUCGCUGAGGUUGCGGAGAAGGGGCGGGCGGAACUUCUUGCAACACGUUUGAAUGCACUGAAGGAAAGCGGAGUCGUGUCUUCAUUCUCAGUGGAAGAAGGUGUACCCAUCGAUGAGGUAACUAAACUGGAGCUAACUGUAGAGGACGAGGCAUCUCUUGUAAGCAUCAUCGCGCCUCUCUCUCCCUCUCCAGCAUGGUUUGCCGGACUAUCAGGUCACGAUCUUUGCAACGAAGGCGAAUUUAUUCCAGCAGAUAGUCUAGAGCUUGUCAACUACAAUGCCGGGCUCCAGCGGGGCACGGCGUUUGGGGCAAAUGUAGAUCCUUACCCAGAGGGAAAGACUAUUGCAGUCGGUCCAGAGGAAUCCUUGUCUGAUUCCGUAUUUGCCAGGCUAUCUCUUGAAGAAGGCAGCCUCGGUGUGGACUGGUGGAAGAUAUUUUUGGGUGUUCUGGUAGCUGUUGCAGUUGCUAUUGUUGUAACGGUAUUCAUCCUUCCCCGAUGCCGCAGGAAGAAGACGACUGAUAUUCCACUUACCGCCCCAGACGGUGUGCAGUGGUAGGACUGCUUUGGAACAACUACACCGGCCGCAACCGCAACAGUCAUUGUGACUGUUGACAAGGGCCGCGCUUAUGAUCGUAGAGCUCCCAUUACUGCAUUUAGAAUGUUUGGCCUAAAUCCUUACAGGAAUGGCGUCCUCAUAUACCGCAUCUGCAACAUGCUGCCAGGACAAAGGCAGCUGUUCUUCAAUUUGCGCCUUCACACCGAUUUGUUAGCGCGAUUCACGGGAGAACCGUGCAUUCUGUAUGUAGUACAGAUAUUUGUUACUUUAAGCAACGGCAGUAUCCCUGCCCAAGCGAUUUUCCCGACUGAAAAGCAAAAGCGCAACCUGCAUUUCGAAUGAGGUUCGCAACACAA
This is a messenger RNA of Chondrus crispus (carragheen), 1154 nucleotides long. RefSeq lists its product as hypothetical. The coding region runs from base 1 to 798 and encodes 265 amino acids. The transcript is spliced from 2 exons. Lineage: Eukaryota; Rhodophyta; Florideophyceae; Gigartinales; Gigartinaceae. The record is from RefSeq and is a predicted model, not a curated record.